Messenger RNA from Styela clava, 2532 nucleotides. RefSeq names its product tRNA N(3)-cytidine methyltransferase METTL6-like. NCBI's taxonomy places the organism in Eukaryota, Metazoa, Chordata, Ascidiacea, Stolidobranchia, Styelidae. The record is from RefSeq and is a predicted model, not a curated record.
GUCUCUGGUUAAUGUUUGUCAAAUUACCGUAAUCAGAGCAGGUCGGAGUUCGGGAACGAUAGCCAGGAUCACAAGGUGGUAGCGCAGAGUAUAUUUGGGUUUUUACUCGGCUGAAGACCAGCAUUUACUACUCGCGUAGUUUGGCGGCUCGUCGAAGGCCUUUUCUGUUUUCUCAGUCAGUGCAAUUUAUACCCUAUUCUGAUUUGAAUUUUUUCAAUCCGGAAUAGCUGCAAAAUGGACGCCAAGUUUCAAAUAUCAAGCACAGCCAUCAGGGAACUUACUCCAGAAGAGACAGAAAAGCUGAAGUUACAGGAUAAAAAGCUGGUGUCAGAAUUUCGUCAAAAUGAACUGGAAAAACACGCGCAAAAAAUGUGGGAUUUAUUUUACAAAAGGAAUAGAACAAAUUUUUUCAAAGAUCGACAUUGGACUUCAAGGGAAUUUGAACAGUUGAGAGCUAUUUCAUCACCAGAGAAAAAAAUUAAGAUUUUAGAAGCUGGUUGUGGUGUUGGCAAUUUUAUUUUUCCGCUUCUAGAAGAAAAUUCAAAUUUGUUCAUCCAUGCAUGCGAUUUUUCUCCUAGGGCUGUUGAUUUUGUGAAAUCCAACCCCCAGUAUGAUACUGAAAACUGUAACGCUUUUCACUGUGAUGUAACAGUUGAAAAUUGCUUUGCUGAACACAUUGAAGAAAAUUCUGUUGACAUGGUGUCGUUAAUUUUUGUUUUAUCCGCAAUUCACCCAAAAAAAUUUUUGCAAGUUUUUAACAAUUUGUACAAAAUACUAAAAGCAAAUGGAUGCAUAAUUUUUCGUGACUAUGCUGUUAACGACUAUGCAAUGCUUCGGUUUGGCUCAGGGAAUAAAAUCUCAGAAAACUUUUAUGUCCGUCAGGAUGGUACGAGAGCGUAUUAUUUUACAAUCGAAUUAAUCUCCAAAUUGGCUGCAGAUUCUGGUUUUGAAGUUGAAACGAAUGAAUACGUUUUACGGGAAACUGUGAAUAAAAAGGAAGGACUUUGUGUGCCUCGUGUAUUCCUGCAAGGAAAAUUUGUAAAAAAAGAUUUGUUCUAAUCCUGCUAAAUUAUAUUUUCAUCUAUGCCUCAAUGAUUUCAACUAUUAGCAGGAGUUGAAAUUGACUGGAAAUUAGAAAUACCAGAAAUUUUUGAAGACUGAAUGAAUAUCGCUGAAUAAGUCUUGCGCCUGUAAAUAUAGAAAAAAUAACGGGAUAUUCGCUAACCGAGUUUCACAUUGUGAUAAAUAUACCCUGGGUCUGUGUGAAAAAAAAAACUGGAGAACUGGAGAUAUCUUUUAAUUGGGUUUCACAUCUAUGUGCUCUGGGGUAAUACAGACGUAAAUCAUCCUGUUCCUUUCAUAAAAUCUAUCCUGGUCAAUUUUUGUAUGAAUCUAGAUUUUAAAUUAUGCCACUAGUACGAAUCAUUCAAACUGAGGAAUAUUGUCAGACCAAUCUUGACCUAACAUAAACUUCCAGCGAAGUAAAUCCUGUAACUGCUCAAACGAGAAUAUCGGUCAGAGACCGAAGACUUAUCGAUCGAAAGUUGGGGGAUGCCCCAAAACAGCGCUCUUACUCCAUAAUAACACCUUGUGUCCCAUCACUAAUUGUUUAAUAACUCGCUUAUUAUACGACAUGAUUCGCCCAAAAAUUAAUAUGCUUUUGGUCCGAGAUAUGAUGAAUGCACAUGCAAAAUCUGGAGCAGAUUCAAUCUCGCUUUCGUAAGAUAUCGCGUGCAUCUAACAGACAUACACGCAGACAAAUACCAAUCAACAUACUUACCGAUCUAAGGAUCGAUAAGUAAUAAUGCCAAACAAAUAAGUUGUUUUUGCGUUUUUAAAAAUAAAUUCUAUCAGGCACUGAAUGAGAUUUAUUGAGAGAUGCCUUUAGUUAACCAAACCUACUUAAUUUGCAACUAAGCAGGUAUGGCCCAUGUCAAAUAGGGUAUAGUGUUCCACAAGAUACAGACUUAUAUUUUGAAAAAAAUGGAAAUUAGCUGUAUUUCACAUCACAUUUUCGUUUGGCGUUAUUCAAGCAGUUAUGGCGUUCACUUCGCUAGACCCCGUUGUUAUCAUUAAAUUUCCAAAGAAAGAAAAAUAAAGUUUCUAACUACUGUAGAUUUGAAUGUUCUUACCCUGCUCUAUUCUAUAGUUUAUAUUCAAAAAUAUCAUUUCAAAAUGUAUUUGCAAUCGUAGAUUAUUUGAAAUCAAUGUCAUGCGUCUGCUUUGGCACUUUUGUGCAAUUUUCUAUAAUAUAUACUUUUAUGCUAAAAAGUGUGAUAUUGCUUUCAUUUUUUGCUAUAGUCUGUUGUGAUGAUAAAUAGUAUAGAAUUUUGACUUUUUUUUGUGCUAUACUAUACACUACAAGUCUACAACACCUACAACUGCUGUUUAAUGCUUUUAAAAAUUAAAUUAUUACGGUAACAUUUUCAAUGGGCGGUUGCCCUCCCUGCUUUUUAUUUUACCCUAAUACCCUCCUUUUAUCAAAAUUGCUCAGUCGAAUCCUCCAUCACUUAAAAACGUUUUCAUUUUUUA